AUGGCCUCAAACAGGCUCCUAGAGCCUGGUUUUCACAGAGGAACCAUUGAUAGCACUCUCUUUAUCUACAAAGAAAAGGCUCAUGCGUUGUAUGUUCAGAUAUAUGUUGAUGACAUUAUCUUUGGUUCCUUAUCUACCAAACUCUGUCGUAAAUUCAGUGCUCUCAUGUCCAACACUUUUGAAAUGCGUAGGAUGGGUGAACUAACCUUCUUUCUGGGGUUACAAGUUAAGCAGCUUCCCACUGGAAUAUUUAUAAAUCAAGAAAAAUAUAUUCGUGAUAUGCUGCAUAAGUUUGACUUCACCCAUGUUACUCCCAAAAGAACUCCUAUGUCCCCUCCCAAUAUUCUCCAUGCUGACCCUAAUGGGAAGUAUGUGAAUCCUACUCACUAUAGAGGAAUGAUAGGUUCCUUGAUGUAUCUCACAGCAAGUCGCCCAGAUAUCAUGUUUUCAACAUGUCUCUGCGCUCACCAUCAAGCUUCUCCUCGUGAGUCUCAUCUUCUUGCUGUCAAGCGCAUCUUUAAGUAUCUCAAGGGUACACCCACGCUGGGUCUUUGGUACCCAAGAGACUCCAACUUUGAUUUAGUUGGAUAUUCUGAUUCUGACUAUGCUGGAUGCAUGCUUGAUUGCAAAAGCACCAGUGGAGGAUAUCAACUGUUGGGGGCGAGGCUGACUAGUUGGUCUAGUAAAAAGCAGCACACAGUUUCUAUCUCCACUGCUGAAGCAGAAUAUGUCUCUGCAGCAAGCUGUUGUGCCCAAAUGCUUUGGAUGAAACAUCAGCUUGUUGACUAUGAUUUGGAAUACUCUAAGAUUCCAAUCAUGUGUGACAAUACAAGUGCUAUUGCUAUCACACACAACCCCGUUCAGCAUUCCAAAACUAAGCAUAUUGAUAUUCGAUAUCACUUUAUUCGUCAUCAUGUCAUGAAAGGCGAUAUCGAACUCUACUUCAUUCCAACUGAUGAUCAACUUGCCGACAUCUUUACUAAACCAUUGGAUGAAACUAGAUUCAAACUGCUAGUCAGUAAGUUAGGAAUGCUAAACGGAGAAUCAGCGACACAAUCUGUCAUUGAUGAUGUCAGCAUCCCUUCAGCUCCUAGUACUCAGCAGGACCCAAACUAUACAGAUCCAGGAGAAGAGGAGGAUGUAGAGUCAGAUACAGGAGGAAAUGCCCAGUUCAUGAAGUUAGAUGGAUAG
Erigeron canadensis is the source of this 1191-nucleotide messenger RNA. RefSeq lists its product as uncharacterized. The transcript has 2 exons. Lineage: Eukaryota; Viridiplantae; Streptophyta; Magnoliopsida; Asterales; Asteraceae. The coding region runs from base 1 to 1191 and encodes 396 amino acids. The record is from RefSeq and is a predicted model, not a curated record.